Molecule: messenger RNA, 2223 nt
Organism: Selaginella moellendorffii
Lineage: Eukaryota; Viridiplantae; Streptophyta; Lycopodiopsida; Selaginellales; Selaginellaceae
Product: sulfite reductase [ferredoxin], chloroplastic
Exons: 8
Coding region: 53-2113 (686 amino acids)
Biological process (GO): sulfate assimilation
Cellular component (GO): sulfite reductase complex (NADPH); chloroplast stroma
Molecular function (GO): sulfite reductase (ferredoxin) activity; heme binding; 4 iron, 4 sulfur cluster binding
Source: RefSeq, a predicted model, not a curated record
UCCAAAUACCCUCUAGGGUUUUGGGAGCAAAGCAAAAUUGCCCACGACUGCUAUGGCGGCUUGCUCGCUACCAGAAUGCGGCUCCUCCUCUCUCCCCAGCUAUGGAGGCCUCAGACUCGCCAAGGCCAGCAUCCCCACCUCAUCGAUGUUGCUGCGGCGGAUGGAUUCCUUGCAACAGCAGCAGCAAACGCGGAUGAUCGUCGUCCGUGCUGAAGCCGUGGCCGCGCCUGCCAGGCCUCCGGCCACGCUUCCUGCCAAGCGGAGCAAGGUGGAGUUGAUCAAGGAAAACAGCAACUUCUUGCGCUUUCCCCUGCGGGAGGAGCUUGAGACCGAGGCUCCAAACAUCAAUGAAUCCGCUGUCCAGCUGAUCAAGUUCCACGGUAGCUACCAGCAGGCCGACCGGGACGUUCGCAGCGGAAAGGCGUACCAGUUUAUGCUCCGGACCAAGCAGCCUGCGGGUAUCGUCACCAAUCAGCUCUACAAGGUGAUGGAUGAUCUUGCCGACGAGUUUGGAUCCGGCACCUUGAGGCUGACGACGCGGCAGACCUUCCAACUUCACGGGGUGCUCAAGCACAAUCUCAAGACCGUGAUGAGCACCAUCAUCAAAAACAUGGGAUCCACGCUAGGCGCAUGCGGUGAUGUCAAUCGAAACGUGCUGGCCCCGGCGGCACCCUUCAAGAACAGGAAGGACUAUCUCUACGCAGUGGAGGCUGCGGAUAAACUUGCGGCUCUUUUAGCACCUCAAGCGGGUUCUUACUAUGACCUCUGGGUGGACGGUGAGAAGGUCAUGUCUGCUGAGCCACCUGAUGUCACCCAGGCCCGUAAUGACAACUCUCACGGGACAAACUUUGAGGGCUCCCCGGAACCAAUCUAUGGCACCCAGUUCUUACCGCGCAAGUUCAAGAUUGCCGUCACGGUUCCUUCCGACAACUCAGUCGACAUUCUCACCAACGACAUUGGGGUUGUCACCAUUGUCAAUGAGGCUGACGAGCUUCAAGGAUACAACAUUUAUGUCGGCGGAGGGAUGGGCAGGACACAUCGCAUAGAAACUUCAUUUCCUCGGUUGGCCGAACCUCUGGGAUAUGUCUCCAAAGAUGACCUCUUGCACGCUGUUAAAGCCAUUGUGGCGACGCAGAGGGAUUAUGGCCGCCGCGACGAUAGACGCCAGGCAAGGAUGAAGUACCUGGUUCAUGACUGGGGAAUCGACAAGUUCCGUUCGGUUGUAGAGAGCUAUUACGGCAAGCAGUUUGAAACAUUUCAGACGCUUCCACCUUGGAAGUUUGAGAGCUACUUAGGAUGGCAUGAACAGGGAGAUGGCAAACUGUUCUUUGGUGUUCAUGUAGACAACGGAAGAAUCAAAGGUGAUGCCAAGAAAACGCUCCGAGAGAUAAUCGAAUCAUAUCAGCUAAGUGUGCGUUUGACUCCCAAUCAAAAUCUGAUUCUAUGUGACAUUCGACCUUCUUGGAAGUCACGGAUUACAAAGACACUUGCUCAAGUGGGACUGCUGGCCCCUCGUCACAUAGAUAGUCUUAACUUGUCGUCCAUGGCAUGUCCAGCACUACCGUUGUGCCCGUUGGCAAUCGCAGAGGCUGAACGAGGCAUACCGAGCAUACUUAAAAGAAUCCGAGCUAUGUUCGAUAAGGUGGGCCUCAAGGAGGCGGAUUCGAUGGUGGUGCGAGUCACCGGGUGUCCUAAUGGUUGUGCGAGGCCAUACAUGGCAGAACUUGGACUGGUCGGAGAUGGAGCAAAUAGUUAUCAGAUUUGGCUCGGAGGCACGGCAAACCAGACACGGUUGGCUCAAACUUUUAUGGAGAAAGUAAAGAUUCAGGACUUUGAAAGGGUUUUAGAGCCUCUCUUCUACCUGUGGAAAGCACGACGAACAUCUGAAGAGUCUUUUGGAGAUUUUACAAUGAGAAUGGGAUUUGAUGUGCUAAAAAGUCACAUCGAAACGUACAAAGGACCUCGUACUGGAAGGUCACGCAUUCUUCUGGACUCUGAUGUCCAUGCUGCAUUGGAGAAGCAGGCGGAUGAGAAGGGUCUUAGCGUGCACAAACUGGCGAGUCAAGUUUUGCUGGACUACCUGAAUGGAAGUCAAGACAGCGAUAGCGAUUGAGGAGAGGUUCUUGUUGUUUUAGAUUUCGAGAUUUCUAAAAGUUUUGAUGGUGUGUGUCAAGCUGCAGAUGAAAUAAAUAGGCCGCCUCCAAUGAAGGUUGUUUCUUGAAA